AUGGCGUCUGUGGCCGCCUGGCUGCCUUUCGCCAGGGCAGCGGCCAUAGGCUGGGUGCCCAUCGCGAAUAAGCCCCUUCCCGCGCCGCCCAUUACCAAAGAGCAUCGCAAGCGCGAAGAUGAAAAAUUCAUAAUCAACGUAAGUGGUCGUAAAUUCGAAACGUGGCGAAAUACCGUAGAAAAGUACCCUGACACACUCUUAGGCUCCAACGAGCGGGAGUUCUUCUAUGAUGAAGACUGCAAGGAAUAUUUCUUUGACCGGGACCCGGACAUCUUCCGACACAUCCUCAACUAUUACAGGACGGGCAAACUACACUACCCGAAACAUGAGUGCCUCAUGUCGUACGACGAGGAACUCGCCUUUUUCGGUAUCAUCCCGGACGUGAUCGGCGAUUGCUGCUACGAGGACUACCGCGACAGGAAAAGAGAGAACGCGGAAAGGCUUAUGGACGACCGGUUGUCCGAAGCCAACGAGGCAGAUAACAUGCCACACGCCAAUAUCCGAGAGCGCAUGUGGCGGGCUUUCGAAAACCCGCACACAAGCACUGCGGCACUGGUCUUCUACUAUGUGACAGGUUUCUUUAUUGCUGUCUCGGUGUUCGCGAAUGUUUGCGAGACCCUCCCAUGCAGCACGAACGAUGCGACAGGUGAAAAGAUGUCAUGCGGCGAAACGUACAAGGCGGCCUUCUUCUGCCUGGACACGGCAUGCGUCAUGAUCUUCACUGCCGAGUACCUCCUGAGGUUGUACGCUGCUCCUGACCGUUGCAAGUACACCCGAAGUGUGAUGAGCGUGAUUGAUGUGGUGGCCAUCAUGCCCUACUAUAUAGGACUCGGCAUAAAGGACAACGACGAUGUUUCCGGGGCUUUCGUAACCCUUCGUGUAUUUCGUGUAUUCCGGAUCUUCAAAUUCUCUCGGCAUUCUCAGGGCCUCCGUAUACUGGGGUACACUCUCAAAAGCUGUGCCUCGGAAUUGGGGUUUUUGGUCUUUUCCUUGGCCAUGGCCAUUAUCAUCUUUGCCACCGUUAUGUUCUACGCUGAGAAAAAUGUCGAAGAUACUACCUUUACCUCCAUCCCUUCAGCCUUCUGGUACACUAUUGUGACCAUGACAACACUCGGGUAA
This is a messenger RNA of Stegodyphus dumicola, 1119 nucleotides long. RefSeq names its product potassium voltage-gated channel protein Shal-like. Lineage: Eukaryota; Metazoa; Arthropoda; Arachnida; Araneae; Eresidae. Gene Ontology annotation, biological process: protein homooligomerization; potassium ion transmembrane transport; action potential. Gene Ontology annotation, cellular component: membrane; voltage-gated potassium channel complex. Gene Ontology annotation, molecular function: A-type (transient outward) potassium channel activity; protein binding. The record is from RefSeq and is a predicted model, not a curated record.